GUGAGUGUUGAUCGCUGAGAUUAAUAAUGGAACGAAAAACAUGUGGUGUUGGGGGUGUGUGGUGCAAGUUCAAGCCACACUUGUUGAUGAUCUUAGUUCAGUUAAGCUAUUCCAUCUUGUAUUUCAUCACAGAGGCUUCUUUCAAUCAUGGCUUCAAUCCUUACGUCUAUGUGACCUACCGGAGUAUUGUAGCUGGCCUUGCAUUGUUGCCUUUUGCAUACUUUCUUGAGAGAAAAAUGAGGCCGAAGUUGACACUGGCUCUCUUCUUGGAAAUUUUUGUGCUUUCUUUGUUGGGGGUAAGUUUGAGUCUGAACAUGUACUUUGCCAGCCUAAAAUACACCAAUCCAACCUUUGUGACUGUAGUAUACAACACUGUGGCUUCUAUGACCUUUGCUAUUGCGGUGAUACUCAGGAUGGAGGUUAUAAACCUGCACAAUCCUCGAAGUAUAGCAAAGGUAGUUGGAACUUUGGUCUCUUUAGGUGGGAUAAUGAUCGUGACACUAUACAGAGGGCCUAUAAUAAGAAAUGUAUGGCCCCCUCUGAUUCAUAUUCAUAAAAAUGAUCAUAUCCAUGAGGAGUGGUUCAAGGGAUCGCUCCUUGUAAUUGCAAGCUGUGUAGCAUGGGCCAUCUGGUACAUUAUGCAGGCAUAUAGCUUGAAAAGAUACCCUGCACAAUUAUCAUUGACUACGUGGAUGGCACUAGUUGGAGGAGUACAAUCAGCAGUUUUCACAUUGAUAGUGGAACAUAACAUAUCGGCCUGGACUGUAGGAGUUAAUAUUGACCUGUUGUCCAUAUUAUAUGGUGGAGUUCUGGGUUCUGGUUUGUCAAUUUUCAUUCAACUGUGGUGCACCGAAGAAAAAGGCCCAGUUUUUGUCACCAUGUUUAAUCCUCUUCCUACAAUUUUCGUGGCUGUUCUUUCAUACUUCGUCGUCGGUGAUAAACUUCAUCUGGGCUGCAUCGUUGGGGCACUGGUAGUGGUGAUUGGGAUGUACUUGAUGAUUUGGGGCAAGGAAGAAGAGCAAGAGGGUGAUAUCAGCAGUACAAAACAGAGAUUCAAAGGCACUUCCAAUGAUCCCCAAAAGCAGAGCAUAGCCGCUGGAACUGAUGAAAUGCCUUUUGAUCUUUAAGAGUGAGAAAACUAUGUUAGCAUUUCCAAGGAAAAGGUCGAGCUGUACAUAAGUAAAUCAGUUCACUCUUACCUAAAACGCAGUUUCUUACCCUAAUUGAAUUGCUUGAG
Prosopis cineraria is the source of this 1237-nucleotide messenger RNA. RefSeq names its product WAT1-related protein At5g07050-like. NCBI's taxonomy places the organism in Eukaryota, Viridiplantae, Streptophyta, Magnoliopsida, Fabales, Fabaceae. The record is from RefSeq and is a predicted model, not a curated record. Gene Ontology annotation, molecular function: transmembrane transporter activity. Gene Ontology annotation, cellular component: plasma membrane. Bases 27 to 1127 code for a protein of 366 amino acids. The transcript is spliced from 7 exons.